AGAACGCUGUUCACUGUUCAGUGAGGAUGGUUGUUAAUGGCGACCCACCUCUAGCGUAGAAGAUGGACGAUGGUCCAGUUACUCAAAAUACCUCAGGUCAAAUUGGUUCUUUAGGAACAGGAGUUGGUAUCGUAGCUAAAACAAACCAAGAUGAAUACAAUCAACGGCCUCACUAUUCAAUACCUGGUAUUUUACAUUUUAUUCAACAUGAAUGGGGGAGAUUUGAAACGGAACGAACCCAAUGGGAGGUGGAGAGAGCAGAGCUUCAAGCAAGAAUAGCCUUUCUUCAAGGAGAGAGAAAGGGACAAGAAAAUUUAAAAAAUGACUUAAUUAGGAGAAUAAAGAUGUUAGAAUAUGCCUUAAAACAAGAAAGGGCCAAAUUUCACAAACUAAAGUAUGGAACAGAGCUUAAUGUAGCAGAUUUUAAAGGAACAGUAUAUGAUGAUUUAACAAAAGAUGAAUUUGUAGAUGGGGAUUUGUCCAACAGUAAUGUGUCAUGGAAACAAGGUAGACAACUUCUGAGGCAAUACCUUCAAGAGAUUGGUUAUACUGAUACUGUUAUUGAUGUCCGAUCAUCACGAGUGAGAAAUUUAUUAGGCUUAGCCCCACAUCUUACAGAAUCUGACGAGAAAAAAAAUACAUCCUUAGUCAAUGGUGAACAAUCUCUUAACAGGGUCACUGACACACAAAGAAGAGGAGCAGGAAAAAAACCCACUAACUCAGCAGCAGAAAAUGCACUUAGAGAAACAGAAGCAUCGGUUUUAGCAACAUUUGACUUUCUCGCUUCCGAAAAUAUAGAUAUUGAAGAUGAUGAAGAAGAAAACUUGAGAUUUGCUUUUGAUAGUGAUGAAAAUGGAGAAGAAAGAAACAUGGAAGACAACAAGAGGAUUAUAUCUCAGCAAAAGAUCAUUGCUAAAAACAACAAAACAGAAAGAAUGGAUGAUCUUAUGAUGGAAGAUGCAGAAACUGAAGAAGUGUUGUCAGAAUUUAGUUUUUUAGGACCAGAAUCUGCUAAUGGAUCAAGAGAAGCUAGAAGUCUGGGAGAUAUUGGAGAGUGGGAGAAGUCAGAGAGUGAUUGCGAGGAAGAAUGGGGCACAAGCCCUCAGGCCAUCUCUAAAAUGAUGGAAGAAUUUCGCAGGGAGAGGAACAGGAAAGACACCUUCCAGAGGCCCAAACGGUCUGCACUGCAGGCCAUGUUGGCUACUUUAUCAAAUAGUAGCAAUGAGGAAAACAGGCCAUCAUCUGUUGUCCCUGAUAACUCACCAUUCACAUCAUCACCUUCCUCCAUGUCACAAUCACAGUCUGGCACAGGGUUUUCUUGUGAUACCCCCAGUGGAGACAGUAGAUUUGGGGAGGGUUUGGGUUUGCUUGCCAACUUUGACUCACUUCUUGGGUUUGGAAUUCCACCUGAAGUGAAUACCAAUGGUGUACAUGGGGGAAAUUUAACAUUUGGAUCUGGUUCAAGAUGUCCUCUCCUUGGCUCAAAAUGUGAUGAUGAGAAUAUGGACACAAGCUUAGGACUUGGUGAACUGGCAGGAAUAACAGUCAGUAAUGAAGCUGAAUCUUGCUAUGAUAUUUCAGCAAGUAAAGAAGCUUUUAGAAAAACAUGGAAUGCAAAAUACACACUUCGAAGCCACUUUGAUGGUGUAAGAGCCUUGGCUUUUCAUCCUGAAGAGCCAGUACUAAUCACUGCCUCUGAAGAUCACACACUGAAGCUGUGGAACCUGCAGAAAACUGUCCCAGCUAAAAAAACAGCAUCUCUAGAUGUAGAACCAAUUUAUACUUUCAGAGGUCAUUGUGGAGCUGUUUUAUGUGUAACAAUGAGUGCUACAGGAGAACAGUGUUUUAGUGGUGGCCUGGACUCAACAAUCAAAUGUUGGAACUUGCCAAACUCUAACAUUGACCCCUAUGAUUCAUAUGACCCAGGAGUAAUAACCAGUACACUCAAGGGUCAUUCAGAUGCUGUUUGGGGAUUAUCUGUCCAUAGUUCAAAACUACACUUAUUGUCAUGCUCUGCUGAUGGAACAGUCCGACUCUGGUCUCCACAGGUCAAAGCUUCACUUCUGCAUACAUACUAUGCUGAGAAAGAUGAUGGUCAACCUGCUUCUGUAGACUUUGUUCGUUGUGAUCCUGCACAGAUGGUGGCAGCAUAUGACUCUUCCAAUGCACUAAUCUUUGACUUGGAAACUGGAAAAAAUGUAUUACGUUUGGACACUAUUAACAGUUCAAGUGUAAAUCCAUUAAGUAAACAGAUAAAUCGCAUUGUUUGCCAUCCAACAUUACCUCUUGUAAUUGCAGCAUAUGAAGAUAAGAAUAUUAGAUUUUUUGAUAUCACUACUGGUAAAAUGGUCCAUUCAAUGGUGGCUCAUUUAGAUGCAGUGACUUGCCUUGCAAUUGAUCCUAAUGGGCUUUAUCUUCUCUCUGGAAGUCAUGACUGUUCUAUACGACUUUGGAACAUGGACAACAAGACUUGUGUCCAAGAAAUUACCUCUCACAGAAAGAAAUUUGAUGAAUCCAUUUAUGAUGUGGCUUUCCAUCCAUCAAAGCCCUACAUAGCUAGUGCUGGUGCUGAUGCCCUGGCUAAAGUUUUUGUGUGACAAGAAGCAUGGCUUCUUAGUGGUGGACUUUUAAGUAGCUUAUGCACAAGUGAAAUUAUUGGAACUGUUUUAGGUUUUGUUCUGGAAUAGUGGUAAUAGUAAUGGUAAACUAACCAAUUGCAUUAAAAGAAAAUUAUUUUCAUCUCCAAAAUUUCCACUGUUUGAGAACAAGACAAUACAAACAGCAAAUUCCUGGUUAUUUGUAAACUGAUUUAAUACAACCCAUAUGGUGAAAAGCACUGAUUUUAAUUCUUUAAUUUUACGUCAUUAUUAGUGUGGGCUACCUAGAGAUAGGAUUUUAAUGGUUCUAGGAUGCUAUUUGUUUCUUCUGAAUUUUAGAGAUUUUUACUUCUUAAUGGAUUAAUACAGUAAAGUCUUAUUAUUUGAGAAAUGUUUCUUAUUCUUGUAGUAAACAUUUAGAUCAUUUUUUAUAUGUUAAGUUUUAGAGCCAAGUUUAAAUACAUACUACAAGAGUUAGCAAAAGUCUUGUAAAACUCCAGUUUAGAAAAGCUUUCAUCUCUACUGAGGCAGUAUGUUCCUUGCCAGUGUCCUACCCAAGAACUGUGUUUGUGGACUUUCUUCCAGAUCUUGUAUCAUAAGCUUCUUCUGUGUUGUACAUAUAUAUAAACAGUUGUUGAACUAAGAGCGUACUACCUACCCCUGUGAUUUACCAAUAUAUGAUACUUACCUUUUUUUUCCUUGAAAUUUCAGUGUUUCAACUGCAAUACCUGUGGAAGUCUGUUCUAGUUAAGUUUGUCUCAAUUUGUACAGUGUACAGUGUAGAAAAUGAAUGUUUGUUUAAUAUCGCAAUUGAUCUUUCAAAUGGAAUCUUUGAGAAGCUUUUUUUCUUUCCUGUGAUGUUAUCAUGAAUGACUAAGGCAGCAAGAAUUGUUCUAUACAUGUUUUGUUUUCUUAGUUGGACAAAAUGCCGUGUUGAUUAUCAGAUACAGCUUAUUUUCUCUGAUUUUGAUAUGAUGUACAUGUGAAUUGGUAGAAUGUUUUAUUAAAAAUUAUAUAGGUUGAAUUUUUUUAUCUUAAGUUUUAACUUUACGUUGUAUUCUUCAUCCUGGAACACUAAUAGCAUAAAAGUGUGCUUCAUGAUGUCCUUUUGCUUUCUAACAUUUUAAUACAGGCUGUUUAAGAUACUAUCAUAUUAUAUUUGUUUUUAACUAAUAAAAACUUAUAUAUACUGAACUGAAUCUUUCUUUCAAAACAUGAAAAUUUCAAGCAUGAAUUUAUAUAAGUAAACUAGAAUAAAUGUUUUGAAUAUGUAGCAUUGUAAAGAUCUAUUGGCUGUGCUAAUACUAAUACUCCAUGAUAACUUGUUGAUGUUAAAUGUAGUCUUUUCAUUUUAAAAUUUUCAAUAAACAAAUUAUAAUCUUUAUUAUUUGUAUAUUUGGUGGUAAGGUAGAAGUAUAUCAUUUAUGGUUCGAGUACUAGUCAUCAACCUGUCAAGACUUGAAUAGAAAUAAAUUUUACAACAGUUGGUGUAUUCACCAAAUCUUAAAACAGCCUGUACUAGUUAGAUCUAUAACAAUUUUACACAAAAUAAAUUAAUUUUCAUUGCAAUUGUUUUUGAAUGUAUGUAGUUAACCACAGUAGUAACACCAGUUCUUUAUCUCAAUGUUAGAAAACACUAGAAUAUUAAAUGACGUUACUAACAUCAAGUGAGUAAAAGAGAUGAAGUGAGAACUUCCUUUAUUUUAAUAAAAUUAUUCCUACUAA
This is a messenger RNA of Limulus polyphemus (Atlantic horseshoe crab), 4322 nucleotides long. RefSeq names its product striatin-3-like. Lineage: Eukaryota; Metazoa; Arthropoda; Merostomata; Xiphosura; Limulidae. The coding region runs from base 63 to 2597 and encodes 844 amino acids. The transcript has 20 exons. The record is from RefSeq and is a predicted model, not a curated record. Gene Ontology annotation, molecular function: protein binding.